This is a messenger RNA of Mugil cephalus (flathead mullet), 2282 nucleotides long. RefSeq names its product carbonic anhydrase 1-like. Gene Ontology annotation, molecular function: carbonate dehydratase activity; zinc ion binding. The coding region runs from base 179 to 961 and encodes 260 amino acids. Gene Ontology annotation, cellular component: cytoplasm. Gene Ontology annotation, biological process: carbon dioxide transport. Lineage: Eukaryota; Metazoa; Chordata; Actinopteri; Mugiliformes; Mugilidae. The transcript is spliced from 7 exons. The record is from RefSeq and is a predicted model, not a curated record.
AAACUCCUCCUGGUCGCUGCGCGCACCAGCCAGCACCAGCCUGACAGGCACGCCGCGCACGGGGGACCCUAUAUAAGUGGUGCAGCUGUCAGGUGGAGGACACUGGCUGCUCUGCACAGGGGGACGACUCGCUUUAGGAGAUCACAGCUCUGCAUACCCAUAGACGCAAAGUGCAAAAAUGUCUAUGCCUUGGGGAUACCACAAGAACAACGGACCCGACACAUGGGCAGAUAACUUCCCCGUUGCCAACGGACCCCGUCAGUCUCCCAUCGACAUCGUACCUGGUGAAGCAUCCUACGACGCGGGGCUGAAGCCGCUCAAUCUGAAGUACGACCCGUCCACCUCCUUGGAUAUCCUCAACAACGGACACUCCUUCCAAGUGACCUUCGCUGAUGACACCGACAGCUCAACUCUGAAAGAUGGACCCAUCUCAGGGACCUACAGGCUCAAGCAGUUCCACUUCCACUGGGGAGCUUCUGAUGACAAGGGCUCCGAACAUACCGUGGCCGGGACCAAAUAUCCUGCUGAGCUCCAUCUGGUGCACUGGAACACUAAAUAUGCAAGCUUCGCCGAAGCUGCCGGCCAGCCCGAUGGCCUGGCUGUGGUCGGAGUUUUCCUGGAGAUCGGAGAAAAAAAUGCCAGCCUCCAGAAGGUUCUCGACUCGUUUCAGGACAUCAAAGCCAAAGGCAAGCAGACCACAUUUGUUGGCUUCGACCCCACAUCUCUGCUCCCUGCUUGCCUAGACUAUUGGACAUAUGAUGGCUCCCUGACCACUCCCCCUCUGCUGGAGAGCGUUACCUGGAUUGUGUGCAAGCAGCCAAUCAGCGUCAGCUCUGAGCAGAUGGCUAAAUUCCGUUGCCUGCUCUUCUCCUCCGAGGGCGAAGCCGAGUGCUGCAUGGUGGACAACUACCGCCCUCCCCAGCCGCUCAAGGGUCGCUCAGUCCGCGCUUCCUUCCAGUAAUAACCCUUCCCCCCUCCUUUUGCCCUUUCUGCCCUGUUGCCCUCUCCCUCCCUUCCCCCUCUCCCUUUAGUCCACCCAGAGUUACCUCUCUUGCAGUGAGCCACAAAGCACACAUAUCUCUCUCCGUCCAGUUUUAAAGAAAUUAAAUUCCCGUGGCCCAUUGCUUCCAGUUCUGAGAGAUGGCAGCAGGAUUUGCAUCUCUGUCUGUUCAUGUGAUGUGCCAGCAACUGUCAUGGCAAACACUUCACAGAGGUUGUGACACAUUUUCCAGACUUGUGCAUCUGGUGUCUUGUUUCCAGAGAUACUACAUCUGCGUGACCUAGCGUCACACAAAGAUGACUUACAGUCGAAACGGUGCUCUCGAGCUAGCAAGACUCAGACGGCACAAGCUGGUUGCUGUGAACGGGGGGGAGGAUGAAAAUAUACCACCAUCUGUGAGGAGGGAACGGUGCAAAUAAAAGACACGCAGACACACUCCUGCUGCCAGUCUGUAAUCUCUGAACCGACUGGUAGCCUCUGCAUCACGGCAGCUUAAUGAAAUGCUGCAGCCGCCUCCAUCAGAAAAUCCCCCUAAGCACAUAAACACUCUGCGCCGCAUACGCAGUCUCACACGGACAUGUUGCCUAUAGGCACUGACCUGCUUAUUGAUCUGAAGUGUACAACACUGAAUGGCAACGAAGGGCAUUAGGACAGACUGGUGCAAGCACCAACUGCACAACACCAUGACAGCGACUCCUCCUUUUCAUGUACUUGUACUCCCAAGUCAUGUUUAUUACUAUUAUUAUUAUUAUUAUGGAUUAUGUCUUUUUAGACCAGACAGCUUAUGCAAAAUAAGUCUUAAGUGAUUCGUAAAUUCUGUUUUGUAGCCGAGAGCUCUUGAUUCCCUGACAAUGCAGCCGUAGAGAAGAACGAUCCUCCUUUUCGAAAUGAAACAUUAUGUGUGUGAAGCGAAUUCCUUUUGUGUGUUUUUGCUGAAACCUCAAUGUGUCCAGUGCUGACGCUCAAAACGCACAGUCGUCUUGUAGGCGACGCCGACGCACAAUGCCAAGAAAUAAAUGACCCUUCCAGGUAAACCAAGAAUGGAAAUAACCUGCCAAGAGAUAAGAUUAGUGUCACAGAGGAGACUGAUUAACAAGAGGCCAUAUGGGUUUAAGCUUACGCUAAAGAUGUUUAAGAUGUAUUUUCACAAGGAUUGUAAUGAAUAUUAAAAAACAAAAUCGCCUUAUACCAGUGACUAUUAGGGCCGUCCCAGAUGUAUGUGUUGUCAUUCUGUUUUGCAAGUGGACAUUUUAAUAGUUAAAUAAAUAUAUUUUAUGACUAA